UGGUGCCGGUGAGUGUGAAGCGCUGACAGGACGCCAGCGGAGAGAGACAGCGACCAGGACGGAGUGAGGUGUGUCUGCUUCAGCGAGCAUAACACUGGAUCCCCAUCACUGUGAGGGCUCUCCAGAAGAGGGCAGCAUAAGACCAUCCUCAGCUCCCUGCCCUCGAUCAGUCUGUGCUGUCAGGAUCACUCCCUUGUUGACCAUGAAAGGCUCUCCUGAUCUGAUUCCUACUGCAGAUAUGGACCCCAGCAGAGUGUGCAAAGGAAAGGGAGUGGUGACUCUGCGGGCCACCCUAGUCCACAUAGAUGAUGAGGGCCACGUCAGCCAAGAGCCAGAUGACAUCACAACAGCAGGUGGCUGGACAAGCCAGAUUAAUGGAGACAGCACUAAAGCAGGAUUGGCCGAAGGAGGCAAGGGCACCAUAGCAGAUUUACCUCUUGUAAACAACACUGAGUGCCAGCCCAGUUCACCAGAAAACAAUGAAGAUCAGUCCCCGUCCUCCACUGACAUUCAAACCUGUCCAACAUUGACCUCCAGCUCUGUUUAUCCCUGCACCAGUACAGUUAACCCCACCAUAGUCCUACUGCAACACAACAGAGAGAAGCAAAAGCAUUUCUCUCACUUUGAAGACCCAACACCAGAAAGGAACAAAAGUCCUGAUCUGGGAAGAGACUCAGUCAGUCCAGUCCCUGCUAUGGACUUGAAGAGGCUGCGACUGUCACUGAACUCUCCUGUCCCGGGUCCUCUGAACAAGCCCAUUGUGCCUGUACGGAACACAGAGAAGUCUAAAGACUGGUACAAGACAAUGUUCAAACAAAUACACAGAAUACCUGAGCCUAUUGAAGAAAACCCUUACCACCCCACCUACAUUUUCCCUGAGACAUAUGACAGUCAGAUGAAAUCAAAAGAUGAUGGCCCCAGCCCCUACGGCUACUUAAAAGAUGUGAGAGCAGUCCCACGCUCAAAAAAUAAGACUGAAGUUGAUGCGAGAGGCGUAUCGAUGCCUGUGCCAACAAGAUCAUCAUCUCUUAAACCUGCCAUGAGAAACGAGUGGGAGCCUCCGGAUAAAAAGGUAGACACCAGGAAGUACCGUGCCGAGCCUAAGAGCAUCUUUGAAUAUGAGCCUGGGAAAUCAUCGGUGCUGAAGCUGGAGAAACCGGAUGUAAGUCCAGAAGAUGUAGAUUUAGAGAAUGAGCCUUGGUAUAAAUUCUUUUCAGAGAUGGAGUUUGACAAAGGGAGUUCCCCCUCUUUCAGCCCCCUGGAAACGGCCUCCGAUCUGCAUAAGUACUCCUCAAGCAAGUCUGGACAGAGCGAGGUGGAGAAGGACAAUGGAUCAUCCACAAGUGAGACUGGGGCUCCAGAAUGUGACCGCCAUGUUUACAAGAGUGUCCUGGAGGGCGGCGACAUUCCCUUACAAGGUCUAAGGGCCUUAAACAAGCGCCAUGGCUCGUCCUCCUCAUCUAAAGUGGAUUUUAAAGGUGGGAAUGGCUAUAUAAUUUCACCCUGCUCCUCUGUAAAUAGUCGAUCAGUUCUUGCCAGUAAUGCAGUAGGUAACCAGUGUAAAAGUAUGAAGCCUCUAUCUGCUGCCAAAGCCUGCAUACCCCAAAUCCUGCCCUCCAAGUUCAAGCCCAAGCUGCUGCCACCCAGUGGUGACAGCCAAGAAAGCAGGACUAAAGCAUCCAGGCACCCAAAGGCCCACAGCUGUGAGGGUCUGUACACAGGGCAGUAUGACACGGACUGUGUGGGAUCUGAAGAAAGGGAGAGUGGACAACACUUGGACUCUUUGUCCGGUUACACUGCCGAGUGUGGAAACGGCCCCAAAAGAGUUCCGUGUGCAAUGAGGAGGAGUGCAUCUGAGUUUUCCAACCUUUACAGAUCCAUGCAUCAGAUCCAGCAGCCCAGUUCUGCUGGCUGUAGCCCCCAUGGCAGUGUCCGCAGCCUUGCCUCUCUUUUUGAGAAGGCAAAGGCAGAGAAGGGUGAAAGGUCAGAGGCAGAUGACGGGGGUAACAUUCCACGGGAUUCAGUGUCGUCACGGGUCAGUGAGUUUGAAAUGAUCAUCCAGCAGUCGAGCUCCGCACCCUGCCGCUCCUCCUCUCUGCCCACCCUGCACUGCAGCCACAGCCACGACCCUGCCCAGCUCUACAUGGUGUCUGCCGUGUCAGCGGAGUCCCUGUACGUCGCAGACAACACCCAGACAGUCGCCUGCACCCCAGGGGAGCCAGAAGACAAGAGCUCUGUGGAGGAGGCUGUAUCCUUCUCAGUGGACGGACACAAUGGAAGGACUGAAUCCUCAUUUAACGCUGAGGCAGAGGUUGAGCAGAUCUUCAGCAAAAGCUCUCCACAGCAUUGUGGCCAAAAUAAUUGUAACUCAAAGAGCCCCUCAGCACCACCUGCAGCAUCCCCUCAAAAUCACAACUCUCUCCACCACCACCACCACCACCUACUGCACCACCUGAACCAUCAGCUCCUCCUCAAACCCAGCAAAUGCAAAGGUUCCUGCCCCGCCUCCUACACACGCUUCACUACCAUCCUCAGGCAUGAGAGGCAGCAAGCCAUGACUCAACAAGAGAGGCCUCGCCCUAUGGAGAAGAGGACCACGCUGCCCGGGAACCUCUUCCUCAUGGGCCCUGCUCCCUUCAAGUUACGCAAGAACCUGCAGGCCCACCAGUCUCGUAAGACUUUAGCUACCAAAGUGACCACGGGCAUCCAGAGACCCUCUAGUUUGUCUCCUGAGCUCAAGCCUUUGAUCCCUCAGCGACUGUCCUCCUUGGAGGUCUUGGAGAGGCUGAGUAGCACAGAGGGAAGCAACACUGACCAACUGAGUAAUGGGAAUGACAUGGAUGCCAACGGGAACCUACUACAGCUGCUGGCAGCUCACAGCAGAGACUUGUCGCCAUCUCCCGGGGAGAGCCAGGAUGAAGUGUUGCGGAGGCGGCAUGGGGACAAGGAGAAAAUCUUAGAGGAGCAGCGUCGGCUGAAGCGGGAACAGGAAGAAGCUGACACAGCAUCGAGGCGACACACAGGCAUUGUCCCAACACACCACCAGUUCAUCACCAACGAACGCUUUGGAGACCUGCUUAACAUCACAGAUAACACAGAGAAGAGGAAAUCGGGUGUGGAGAGAACUCCAGCUAUGGCUCGCUUUGACUUCAGAGCUGAAAGUUUAAAGGAAUUACCAUUUCAGAAGGGAGACAUCGUAUACAUCAUUCGCCAAGUGGAUCAAAACUGGUAUGAGGGAGAACACCAUGGAAGAGUUGGAAUUUUCCCUCAAAGCUAUGUCGAGCUACUUCCUCCCACAGAGAAAGCCCAGCCAAAGAAAAGAGCUCCAGUUCAGGUGCUGGAGUAUGGAGAGGCUGUCGCACGCUUUAACUUCACAGGGGACACAGUGGUGGAAAUGUCUUUCAGAAAGGGUGAAAGGAUAACGCUGAUCCGUAGGGUUGAUGAAAACUGGUAUGAAGGCAAGAUCUCUGGCACAAACCGCCAAGGCAUCUUCCCUGUUACCUACGUUGAAGUGCACAGACGGCCCCGUGUCAAAAAUGGGGUGGAGUAUCCCGACCCUCCAGUUAGCCAUUCACCACAGCGAAGCACCAAUGCUUCUCCUCAGCUGUACCGUAAUCAUCUCACCACCUCCCCUCUGCCCCUCCCUCGCUCCCCCCGUCGCUCUGUGUCCCCUGAGGUCCACGCUGUGUCCUCUGAGUGGAUCUCUCUGACUGUUGGAGGAGGGAGCCCUCCAGCUGCCCCCACCCCUCCCCUGCCACCCCUACCCAGCGUGUCCUACCGAUGUGGCGAGUACCUGCCCCCACCUUAUUCUGCCAGCCCUGUUCCCCCGAUCACUGGCAGCCCAUACUGCAUCUCCCCCAUGGCUUCCCCAGCUGCCUCCCCUCUUCCUCCGCCUUACCCACCCAGACCCAGCUCUGCCACACCCUUCGUUACCUUCACCCCACCUCAAGGGGAGGACUUCAUGGUCCACCCUCCCUCACCACAUCUGUCCCGCAGCAUGAGUCCCUGUGGGGGGCCUGUGUUGGAGGGCUGGUUGAGGGGGGAGAAGGAGAUGACUGAGGGUGAAGGUGCAGAGGGGGACAUUGGUCGCUCAGCGCCAGGCAGCAGGCAGAAUAGCCCUGCAGAGUUUAUGAGAAAUGAGGCUGACCAUCAUGGACAGAGCUCCAGAAGUCAUGUGAUGCUGUUUGACAUCCAGGAUAACAACAAUGCUAAUUCCUUUGCGGAAGCAGUGUGUAAUGAGAUCUUGAAUAUAGCUGAGACCUCAGUGAGGUACUGCAGCACCCUGUCCCACCUCCCUCAUGACUCUGUCCACAGACUUCACCCCCAUCCCAGUAAACAAUCUCUCAUCAUUUCCCAGCAACCCCAUUCCCACAGUAGCAGCCCAGAGCCAAGCCGUCUCAGCUGUGGAAUUUUCCAGGCUCUGUACAGUUAUGUGCCCCAGAAUGAUGACGAGUUGGAGCUACAGGAAGGGGAUCUUGUCAGCGUCAUGGAGAAGUGCGAUGACGGCUGGUUUGUCGGUACGUCAAAGAGGACAAAGCAGUUCGGGACGUUCCCUGGGAAUUACGUGAAGGAGGUGAAACUGUAAAGAAAUCUAAUCGGACUGUAACACACGGUUGCCUGUCAAAGUUGGGAAGUCAGAACUAUCUUGAUGACUAUUAGCUGAUGUGGAAUAUGAACCAGGUUUAUCCAGUUUGUCCUGGAAAGUGAUUGGUUUGGCCAGAGGUAUGUCAAACUGCAUGAGGUGGAGCCAAGACAGCUCACUGCUGAGACCUCAGUGUUGUGUAUACACUUCUACACGUAUAUAUUUCAUCUCAUCAGGUAGAAUUUGUCCAUGAAAGCAUACCACCAACUGGAUUUUCUUUGUAGUAGCUAGUUAAAUAUAAAACAAUGGCUUCCAUUCUGUCCAUUCAGUAUGCAGUACAAAAGUGUUUACUUAGCCGUGCAGUCUGGAGGCCAGCAGCAGAGCAGAGCAUGGAUUAAAGAGUGGAUCUUCUAACCUGGAGUGGACCUGAGCGGAUUCAGAAUGUCUUUAAUAUGUUGUUUUUGACCUGUUUGUUCUAAGCUACCUUUGAGGGCCGAUAGGAGAUAUCAGGUUUGGCUUUUAAGCCUGUAUGCCACAGUGUUUGAAUAUAUAUGAGACCAACAAGGGCAGGAAACUUUUUAUAUUUAGAAAAACGUGCAGCAUAUUCAGUAACAUGCAAUAAGCCAAUGCAAAAGCUGGAAAACAAAUACAACUGAGCAUGUUGCAAAUGAAACAUUGAUGCUGAAAAAAGCUGAAAUGUGCAUUAUCAUCGAAUGCAUAAGUGACACAAAGUCACGCAAAGAAUAUUAAGUAAAUUGUAAUGAAAUUUCAUAUUUAGAGAACAACUGUGAAAUGAAAAAGCUGCAAAUGUCUUCAAACGAAGUGUUCCAGGCCUGUAAAGGCACCCAACAGAACAGUUAGUUAUGAAAGGGGACACAAGGAAGUGAAUUUAUUGUUUAGACAUGAAAACAUAGUUUGACAACAGAAAGUCGGGGAUUUAAAGUGCAGUAUGAUACCAGGGGAAAGAGAGCUGGGAUGCCUGGAGCUAGCACUAGCCACAGGGCUAACUCAGCCGUCUCUAACACAGAGCCUGAUCUGGCAUGGCCUUCACCAUCCCUGCUGUCAGAGUCCCACCUCAACUUGCUGUAAUUAUCCUGGCUACUGUUAAACAUACUCUCUAUCAUUAAAAAAUGCUGCUUUCUCAGCUGAGAACCUCCUACCUGGGCCUGUAGCUUUUGUCUCCUGAAGGUCCAAAGUUUCCAGUCUGUGCCGGGUUACAGUACUGCUAGCGGCACUGCUAACUCAGCACUUAUAUUUUGCACCCAGUAACCAUUUCUAAAAAAAUGUCUGGGUUUUUGUGUACUUUAUAGUGUUUGGUGUUGCAUGGCAGCACCAAAUUAUGUGGUCCAAUAAUCAUUUUACAUCCUUGUCUCUGUCUGGGUCUGUUGGUGCAGAUGCAGAAACCUGGGUGUCAGUUCAGUGAGAGCAGCCCCAGGAUUCCUGGAGCCGGACUAGGCAUGAAAAGCACCUGGACUUAUUUGGUCUUUGGGGUACCGGGACCAAUUUGUCCCUGACAGAGCUGACAGUUUAAAGCUCAGUGGGUCCAGUUGUUACCCAGGGCAGACGGAUGUGUCAUAGAUAGCUCAGUUAGCCCUUCAAUCAGUGCAAGCUGCAGGCAUCCCAGGGCUGCCCCAACAGAACUCUAACAUAGCUCUCUCAUGUGAGACCUGUUUCAAAUCUCCUUGUUUCUCUUAUUUAAUGCCAUCAAAGCAACAUAUUCACUUUUUUGUUUCCCUCAUAUGCUCUUGUCAACAAUAAAACUGUUCGUUAGUGCUCAUGCAGGCCUACGGGAGUUUGAAGACUUGAUUUGCAGCUUUUUUCUAUUUGCAUUUGUCUUCUGAAUGUUUUUUUUUACUUUGUCUUGUUUAGUACUUGCAGCUAUUUGUCUUUUUUUAUUCAUUUUACUUUUUGCAGCAUGUUGCUUUUUUCCUAUUUGCAACAUAUUGCAUCUGUUUCAUACAUUUGCAAGUGCUUUUUGAAUUUGCAUGUUUCCUAAUAUGCUGCGUGACGUUCCCAACAUAAGUCGUUUUACCAUUGCACUUGUUGACCACCAUACGUACCACAUAUGUAUUAUGUGGAUAUGUGAAAUAUGGCAGCACCUUUAUGAACCCUCCAGUCUGCCAGAAAGAUCUGAGAUAAACUGGUUACCAAAAUCCCUCUCAGUGUCAUAACCCAAAGCUUCAGAUAGUCCAGUAUUGCCUUUAUUCUCCUUUCAGAGGUUUUCACGGUAACGUGUGUCAUGUGCAUGAAACAAAAACCCACUAAGACUUGAGGAGAGCUAUAGUUUCUCUUUCUCUGUUUCCAGAAUCACAUCAAACUGUUGGAACUGACAGUGUGCAUCUUUGAUAAAAGUAAAGAGAAACUAUACUGUAUAUGCAUGUUAGGUUUUUUCAGAAACCACAUAGAAGUCUAUUUUAUCAUUUCUGUCCAAAUAGAAGUGGCCUUUUUUUCUAACGGUUGCUGCCUGUGAGGUAGCUGGUUGUAAAUGUCUGCAGCUCCUGACACAACCACAGGACAGGCAUGGUAGCACUUUUAGGGGUAUCCCAACUAACAAAAGCUAAAAACCAUGCAGGGUUUCAAGUUGAGCCUACAUGUUAAAAAUCAUGAAGAUAAUCAAAGUGACUUUCAUAAUGAGUUUGAAACUAUGCCCUCACUGACAAGAGUUCAUGUUGUAGCCAGAAAAGCCUUCAGAAUAUGGGAGAAAUUCAUGUAAAGACUCCAAAUUAGGAAGAACAUUGUACAUCAGUGUUACUCAACCCUGCUCAACCAAGCAAAACUGUUUAAAAAAAUACCUUUGCAAGAGCCACAAUCUAAGUGGUGAAACAGUGGUAAAAAUGGGUUGAAGUGGCAAUAAAAUUAAGUUAAA
Cheilinus undulatus (humphead wrasse) is the source of this 7448-nucleotide messenger RNA. Its product is annotated as sorbin and SH3 domain-containing protein 1. The record is from RefSeq and is a predicted model, not a curated record. Gene Ontology annotation, cellular component: nucleus; cell-substrate junction; cytoplasm. Gene Ontology annotation, molecular function: protein binding. Gene Ontology annotation, biological process: cell-substrate adhesion. Bases 203 to 4585 code for a protein of 1460 amino acids. The transcript is spliced from 28 exons. NCBI's taxonomy places the organism in Eukaryota, Metazoa, Chordata, Actinopteri, Labriformes, Labridae.